AUUAAUUUGUAAUGGCAAGAAGCAACAUGAAGACUUACACAAUUUUAUUGUCUCUGAUCUUGGGAUUUGUGCUGGCUGGAGGAGAUAAGACUGAGGUCAAGGCUGUGGAGGGAAUUGUGAAAGAUAAUUCACAGAAUAAGUGUGAUGAUGUUUGCUUUACAGAAUGUGAGAAUUCCGGUUCUGAAAGUUGUUUCUCACAUUGUAAUUGCCCUGAGCCUCCAAGCCCAACCAAUGAAGAUCUAUUUUCACAAAACCAGUGUUAUGCUGCUUGCAGCAUGGAAUGUGCUUCAAUUGGAACACUAGACGAGAGAUUAACUUGCGUCCAGAACUGCCCUUGCCAGUGUAAUACUAUUUGCCAAAACCAUUGUAGAAGUACUGGAUUGAACACUACCUGUAACGGCAUCUGCGGAUGUCCUAAGCCAGAGCAAACUCAGGAAAAUGCUUCAACUGAGUCUGAGCAAACAAUAGCUGAUGAUCAAGAACAGAAAGAAGAGCAAUCUCAAACAGAAGAGACUACUAAAGAGAAAGCUGUUGAUCAUAGUAGUUCACAAGAAAAGAGCCGCAAUGAAGAUCAUGAAGAGAAUCAUCAUGAAGGCCAUGAUGAUGAACAUGAUGAUGAGCAUGAUGAUGAGCACGAUGAUGAGCACGAUGAUGAGCACGAUGAUGAGCACGAUGAUGAUUAUAAAGAAAAACACUCAGAAGAGAAAGAGGAUCAUGCCCACGAAGAGCACAAUAUCUUAGCUGGUGCAGCUAAAGAAAUCCAAAAUGCUGCUUCUAAUUCUGCCACAAUGAAAUCAGUUGAAGAAAUUGAGAAUAAGAUUAUCACCGAUCUUAUAGAUACCUUUAAGAAUGAAAAAGUCACAGACUUAAAAGAAAUUGCUGAAGUGGAGCAUAUCUCAUCUGAGAUUGACUCUAAGGAUACCUCUUUCAGUUUACUUGUUCAAGAGAUGUUAGACGAUUCUGAGAAAUGUCAAGGAAAAUGUUGGAGACAAUGCUUAACACUUGGAAUAGAUACAAAAAUCUUGAAAUGUGCUCAAGACUGUGGAUGAGCUGAAGACAGUUAUCAACUUUUGGAAGUGAAAAACCACAUCGCUAAGAUGCCUCCAAGAGAUCAUUCUGGGUCCUACAAGGCUCUGUUCUUAUUCAUGCUUUUAGCAGGAUUUGCUUGAGCUCUACUCUGGUAUGUUGACUCAAAAUACAACAAUUCAGAGAUAAAAAGAAAGACAAAAAGUGAAGACCAAGAACUAGGUGAGGCUGGUUAUGAAAGACUUGACUAACCAAUAUGUAUUCAAUACUCCAUCCA
This is a messenger RNA of Moneuplotes crassus, 1303 nucleotides long. The record is from the annotation of a GenBank genome assembly. Lineage: Eukaryota; Ciliophora; Spirotrichea; Euplotida; Euplotidae.